CACUCGUUUACUACGCGAUUCGUUUGCUUGGACGGGACGGCUGUGUGUUAUUUGUUCCGGAGCGCCAGCACAGUGGGGCGGCCGCGCGCGUACUUCUUCGCAAAGAUGUCGGUGAAUCUAGACGACUGGGGGGGUCCUUUGAGCCUCCCGGAGGUAGAGGAGAAGCCGGCGUAUCAUCUGCGGGUCAGCUACGGGGCGCUGGAGAUCGAUGAGCUGGGGAAAGUGUUCACUCCCACCCAGGUUAAGAAUCCGCCGACGAGCAUCGAGUGGGAUGGCUGUGACCCAGACAAACUCUAUACCUUGGUGCUUACUGACCCGGAUGCGCCAAGCAGGAAAAACCCAAAGUUCAGGGAGUGGCACCACUACCUGGUGACCAAUAUGAAAGGCAACGAUAUCAGCAGUGGCUGUGUCCUGUCGGACUACGUUGGAUCCGGACCACCUAAAGGGACAGGCCUCCAUCGCUAUGUGUGGCUUAUCUACGAGCAGCCACAGGAGCUGAAAUGCAAAGAACCCAUCCUCGGCAACCGCUCCGGGGACAAACGUGGCAAUUUCCAAGUGAUGACUUUCCGUAAGAAGUAUAAGUUGGGGCCUCCUGUGGCGGGCACCUGUUACCAGGCUGAGUGGGAUGACUAUGUGCCCAAGCUCUAUGAGCAAUUGUCUGGGAAAUAAAACCAGCCUCUUCCACCCCACCCCAGGACCUGAUUUUUUCCUCUAGAACAGAGUUCUUCAACCUUGGGUCUCCAGAUGUUGUUGGACUACAACGCCCAUCAUUCCUGACGGUUGGCUAAACUGGCUGGGUGUGGUGGUAGUCCAACAACAUCUGGAGACCCAAGGCUUGAAGGCUAUCCUAGAACACCCAUCUCCUGUAGUAGUAAGUUGGUAUUAAGUUGGUUUGAAGACUAACAGUGACCCCCCCCGCUGCUCCUGAUGCUCACAUGGGGACACAUCCUGUUGGUUUGGCAAGAUGGUUGGCUACACUGGAUAUUUAUUUAUUUUAUUUUGUUGCAUUUAUAUCCCGCCCAUAGCAAAUAGCUCUCAGGGCGGCAAACAGCAUAGAAUAAAAUACAUACAUCGUAAUAAUAAGAUCACAAAGCAUAUAUAACCUACAGAAAAAAACAAAAACAAAAUACAAUUAAACAAAAUAUCAGAAGAUAAAAAGGUCAAUAUACAAGAUUAAAACUGAAAGGAUAGUGUCUAGGGGGGGAGGGCAGUCAGAGGCUUGGUAAUUUGUUAGCGAAAAUGACUGUCGCAAAAUGACCCUUUUGCAGCCCUGAUUGCGGGUUUGCAAAAAUAUCGUGUGGCAUUUUGCAGAGCAACAUUACUUUGUAACAUAAAUUUGGGGGGCUUCUGGGGAUUUAAACAUGGCGGCUAGCAGUACAACUGGGCUGGGAUCAUGCUGGUGAGUUUAGGGCCGUCAUCAAAAUUUCCCUCCACAUCCUUGAAAUACAAAGAGGAAAGGCAGUUACCCCCCUUUUUUAUUUUUUUCAUUGCUUUCCCUUCCCCCGAUUAAAAAUUGGGCUGAACUUGCAAAUAUUCACACAUUUGGCCUGGGCCUGUAACAAGGAACAAUCCAGCUUCUUAGCUAGUCUAAAUUUCCGACAAACUCUGAAAUUUGCGUGGAGUGAAAUUUUGUUAAGUGGGGACCGCUUGCUGUCCCUUUUUUCUUGCAACACAAAGCCACGAGCACUAUUUUAAUUGAUGCGCUAAACUGCAACGGGUGGAUCCUUUGCCAAAAUGUGGGCCGCAGCAAGGGCUCGGCAGUGCCAGCUCCUUGACAGUCACCCCACCGCAGUGGCGGCAUAUGAAAUGCUUCCAAGCAUUGUAGCAGGCGUGGGGAACUACAAUCUCCGUCAGCCCCAGCAAGCAUGGCCAGUGGCCAGGGAUGAUGGGAGUUGUAGUUCUGCAACGUCUGGAGAGGCAAAGUUUCCCCCACACCUGCAUUAUAGGGUUGAGUGUGUGUGGUUAAAGAGAAACCAUCCCCUGAGAUGCCUCCGUAGUUUGUGGUAGGAUGCCGUGAUACCGGAAGGUAGCUCCCCUUGAGCUCUGGUCCAAUGCUUAGGUCGCUUUCUUUUCGAAUCUCAAAGAUCUCAACCUUCUCGCAACUACCUAGGAGGCUUAGAAAGGCCCGUUUCUUUGUUAGCGAUGGAUUGUUGAUGAGGUUCCUCACCACCUUCUCUUUCAUUUUGUCAAUGUUACAUAUAGAUUAGGAAAUGUUUCUCCGCUUCCCCUCUCCCACAAAAUGUUGCACUUAACCUCUUUAUGUCAGGUGUUUUGAUGUUGCUGGAGAUCUUUCUGUACACACACUGUCACCUGCAUUUGCAGCUCUCUGUUGACAAGGGGCUGUGGUUUGUGCAUUCGUGCGCUGUUCUUGUUUGGAACUUUGCAUUAAAAGCUUAGAAGUGA
Molecule: messenger RNA, 2403 nt
Organism: Rhineura floridana
Lineage: Eukaryota; Metazoa; Chordata; Lepidosauria; Squamata; Rhineuridae
Product: phosphatidylethanolamine-binding protein 1-like
Exons: 4
Coding region: 106-669 (187 amino acids)
Biological process (GO): negative regulation of MAPK cascade
Source: RefSeq, a predicted model, not a curated record